Molecule: messenger RNA, 1231 nt
Organism: Brassica napus (rape)
Lineage: Eukaryota; Viridiplantae; Streptophyta; Magnoliopsida; Brassicales; Brassicaceae
Product: homeobox-leucine zipper protein ATHB-53
Exons: 2
Coding region: 398-1093 (231 amino acids)
Biological process (GO): positive regulation of DNA-templated transcription
Cellular component (GO): nucleus
Molecular function (GO): sequence-specific DNA binding; DNA-binding transcription factor activity, RNA polymerase II-specific
Source: RefSeq, a predicted model, not a curated record
UCGAUAUGUGCUAAAAAUAUCUCAAUAACUGAACAUAUACAUAAGUGCAUCAUCCUCGAAUGUUUACCCCCGGAGAAUAUAAAAUAUUUUUUUGAACAACAGAAUAUAAAAUAUCUAUAUUUGAACACGUAUAUCAUACUCACAAAAGCAUUUUAUAUUCAACGCACUGUCCUAAUUAAGGGAAAUAAAUAAUAGAUGGCAUAAGUGUAAAUAAAGCAGGGAAAAUAACUCAAGAAUAAUUAAGGUCAUAAUCUUCCAGCUUAUAAAAAGCAUCUCAUAGGACUCAAACCUUACCCAAAGUCAUUUCCUAUUGUAUCAUUCUCCUUCAAACAUAGUCAGAUAAAAACAGCAACUCUUGUCUGAAAAAAACUAGAGAGAAAGAGAGAGAGGAUAAAGAAUGGAUCAAACGGUACUAAGCUCUCAAGUGUACCCAUACACGAUCCAAACCCAAAGCGAGUGCAUCAUCGUGAACCAGAUCGAUGGAUCAUCAUCAGGCGACGGAUCAAAGCCAGUGAAACGGCGGAGGAAGAGGAGAAGCAAAGGGUCGUCAUCAGCCACCAACGAAGAUGACGUAAGGGCGAUGGAAAGGAUGUUUAGGAAGAGGAAGUUGACCGAUGAGCAAGUGAUUAUGCUAGAAUAUAGCUUCGAGAACGAGCAUAAGCUUGAGUCAGGGAGGAAAGAGAAGAUUGCGGGAGAGUUAGGCCUUGACCCGAGACAGGUGGCUGUAUGGUUCCAGAACCGCCGUGCAAGGUGGAAGAACAAGAAACUCGAGGAAGAGUACGCUAAACUCAAGAGCCAACACGACUCAGACGUCCUCGGCCAAUGUCAGCUCGAGUCUCAGGUGAUAAAACUGACAGAACAACUGAGUGAAGCUCAGAAUGAGAUACGAAAACUUUCAGAACUUGUUGUUGUCCAAGAAACAUCAACAAACAGUUCAAGUUCAUCGUUUUCUAUUGAAGCCAAUGAUGCACCAACUGAUUUCGAAUUUUCACCGAUGGAUACUAUCAAUGACAACAUUCCAUUAUACAUGUUGGAUAAUAACUAUUAUUUACAAAACAUGGAGUAUUGGGAUGGUUUGUAUGUGCAAUUUUAACAGCUUAAGUAAUUUGAAGUCUUAAGGAUGAAAAACAUGUUGUAGAGGUAAUGUAGAAAUGGAUGUUGGCCACUGUUGUAAAUGUAAUGUUUUAAGUAUCUAUUAUAAUAUAUAUAUAAAAUGGUUAUUCUAGUUUCA